AAUCACAACUGAAUUAAAUUUUACAAUUUUCAGCAUCAAAAUCGUUGGAUAAAGGUUUAAGGGAAUUUAUCUGCUACAAAAUUUGACAUUAAGUGUCAGCUUUCAAUACUUUAUUUUAAGGUUUACUAUUUAUGUUCAUUGUGAGACUUGUGACAACUUUUACAAUUGCAUUUAAAUAGUUUGACGAAAACAAAGACUACUCAAAACUAAUGCUAAUACAAUUUUUAUAUGGAAUUCCAACAAUAAUUGCAUUUCUUUAGAUAAAACAAUUUUGUUACUGAGGGGUUCUUAUUUAGCGCCCAAGACUGGAAUUCAAAGUGCGCUUGGAAUAAAAGCGCCUCUGUAAUUACAAAAAUCAACUUGACUGUUUGUGAUUGAAUCAUCAGUAUGUUAACAAGAAUUGUAAACAUAAAUUCUGAAAGCCCAAAACUGAUUUGUGUUAUAAUUGAUUAUCAUUUUCUUAACCAUAUUUUGUCAUUGCACUAAGUACACUAAUCACUUCACAUGUCAAUCACUCGUUCAAUUGAAAUCAAUUCGAAAAGAUGUUGUUGACAAUGAGUUCAGGUGCAAUCGCUUCCAUCAUUAUUUUUAUUUUAAUCCAAGACUUGUUGGCUUCUCAAAAUUUAACAGAAUUUUUAAAUCUUCGACGAAAACGAAGCAUUAUCUAUCAAGGUGGGACAAUUAAGUUUUCAGCAUCAGGAAUUUGGCCGUUGUAUCUUGAAGAUCAUGUACACUGGAGACAAGUCAACUGUAUUGGAACUUUACAAACUCAAUACGAUUUACCAACAAAACCACUUAACUCAUAUAUUAACAAUAAUUGGGGCUUCCCAUACUAUGAGAAAGGCUUAAGGUCAAUGCGUGAAAAAUUUGAUAAAUUUGGAUAUUUUAAACCUGAUGUUUCGAGAAUGUUUAUCUAUGCUGCUUUGGAGGAAUUUAUGAACAGAAAUGAUCGAAAUGGGCGUGAGUGUUUAUUGCGAUCGAUAUGUGAAAAUGCACAAGUCGAUGAGCAUGUUGACGAAUUUUCGCAAAUUAUGAAUGUAAUUCUCACCCCUGGAAAAGAUGAUUUAGAUGCAGUCUAUCGAGAAGCUCUCAAAGCUGGGAAAUUCGGUGCUGACUGUCUAAGUUUGUAUUCAAAAUGUUCGUACGGAGAUAGUUUUUUGGAUCGUAUUGCUGUAUUUGGUUAAAACUAAUAAAAAUUAUGCGCAAAAUAUAUA
Messenger RNA from Eupeodes corollae, 1214 nucleotides. RefSeq lists its product as uncharacterized. Bases 543 to 1184 code for a protein of 213 amino acids. The record is from RefSeq and is a predicted model, not a curated record. NCBI's taxonomy places the organism in Eukaryota, Metazoa, Arthropoda, Insecta, Diptera, Syrphidae. The transcript is spliced from 3 exons.